Messenger RNA from Lolium rigidum, 1328 nucleotides. RefSeq lists its product as uncharacterized. The record is from RefSeq and is a predicted model, not a curated record. The transcript has 2 exons. Gene Ontology annotation, molecular function: protein binding. Bases 1 to 1179 code for a protein of 392 amino acids. Lineage: Eukaryota; Viridiplantae; Streptophyta; Magnoliopsida; Poales; Poaceae.
AUGGCGCCGCCGCCGGAGACCGCGCCCGCGAGCGCAUCCGCCGCGGCCACGCAGCACCGCGGCGGCAUCCCGGACGAGAUCAUCAUCUGGGAGAUCGUGCCCCGCCUUCCAGCGAGGGCCCUCCUCCGCUGCCGCGCCGUCUGCCGCUCCUGGCGCAAGGCCCUCACCUCCAAGUCCAACUCCGACCUCCUCCUCGCGCACCACCGCCUCCAGCCGUCCCUCCCCAUCGCCUCCUGCUUCCAGCUCGCCCGCCACGACCUCCGCGCCGUCGCGCUCGCGCCCCGCUCCGCCGCGCUGGCGCCCGUCUCCACGCUCCGCCACCCCACCCUCCAGGUCAGGGCCUCCUGCGACGGCCUCCUCGUCCUCUCCCUCAGCCCCGCUAACUACUACGUCUGCAACCCGGCCACCAGGCAGUGGCUUCUCCAGCCCUUCUUCCCGCACUUCCUCGGGUUCUACCCCCACCGCCCUUCCGGCGAGUACAGGAUACUCCACGGCACCGGCCCGCCCAGCCGGAACCGUAAAGCCUCCUACUCCGUCUUCACCGUGGGGUCUCGGAAGCCGAGGGGCAUCGGCCGCCCGGCGGCGUCUUCCUCCGAAGAGAAAGCGCUGGCGGAGGGCAUUGUCAAGACCGCCCCUGACCGCCCCUCCAUCCUGCUCCACGAAAGCCUGCAUUUUUACCCUGUCAAAAAGAAGGACAUCACCGGUAGCAGCAACAUGGUAAUGGUGUUCAGCACCACGGCCGAGUCCUUCCGGUGGAUGACCGCGCCCCCGGAUGAUGUUCUGGCCUCCGCCACCUUGUUCGAGAUGGACGGCAAGCUCGGCCUCUCCAGCGUCAGUGAUGACAUGACACAAGUCGACAUCCGCGUGCUGCAGGACUAUGGCAGCGAGGUGUGGGAAUUCAAGCUCAGGCUGAAAUUGCCGGCCGUGGAGAUGAACCUCUCGGCCGCGCGGCGCAGUUUCAUAGAGGUGGUUGUGAGUGAGGACGGCGGCGUGCUGGUCUCCAAUUUCAGCCGGAUUGCUCAUGCUGACGCUGAGGGCACGUUGUUGUCGGAUUUCCAGUAUCCUGAACAGAGCCUGAUGAUUGUUCCGUAUAAGCUCAAAAAAAGCCUUCUCCGUCAUGCAUUCUUCCCCAGUCGAGACGCUGAAGAUGCCAAUGCUUCGCUUUCACCUUUUAUGUGAUGACUGUUAGCAAUACUGAUGCCAUUUCAAAAGCAGCACUGACCGGGUGAUGAGCUUGCUCCAAUUAUUUGGCCAGAGCCUUGGUUUAUCAUCAAUCUGUUGAUCCCAACAUGACCGUGAACCAAUGACUAAAGACUAUAACUCCUUUU